Messenger RNA from Trematosphaeria pertusa, 1468 nucleotides. RefSeq names its product glycosyltransferase family 62 protein. Gene Ontology annotation, biological process: protein N-linked glycosylation; cell wall mannoprotein biosynthetic process. The coding region runs from base 141 to 1361 and encodes 406 amino acids. The record is from RefSeq and is a predicted model, not a curated record. Gene Ontology annotation, molecular function: alpha-1,6-mannosyltransferase activity. The transcript has 5 exons. Lineage: Eukaryota; Fungi; Ascomycota; Dothideomycetes; Pleosporales; Trematosphaeriaceae. Gene Ontology annotation, cellular component: mannan polymerase complex.
CCUCCCCACAGUCGCCGCGCCUCCACACGCAGCGCGAGAGGAGCAACACAACCGGUAUCCGCGCACGGAGCUCGAGCGUCCGCAUAUCGCAGAGCAGAGGGGACGAGGAAAAGCGCGCUGCGGGCGUCUCGCCGUUCAAAAUGCUCGCCGGCAAGGGCUAUUCGUGGAAGGCCGCCCGGGCGAGACUGCCACCGAGCAGGCAGAUAUGGCACAUACUGAGGAAUACACGGACGCUGUUGGCAGUUGGCCUGCUCACCAUCAUUAUCCUGCUGUGGCGCUCAAUGGGGUCCGCUGCGGGAGAGAUGCAGAGGUUCUACUGCUGGGGUCCCUCAAAGCCGCCGAUGCGCAUGACGCCGAACGAGUAUGAAGACUGGCAUGCACAUCUCCAGACGCCCGUGCUCUUCAACCAUCACAAACCGGUCGAGGUCAACAAUACGACGAUAGAACACGUCGACCUCAACGUAAUCAAAUCAACAACAGAAGCCCUCAGGAACAAGGAGCGCGUGCUCAUCCUCACGCCGCUGCGUGAUGCCGCUUGGUACCUGGCGCAGCACUUCGACCUCCUCACCCAGCUCACGUACCCUCACGAUCUUAUCGAUCUCGCUUUCCUUGUCGGCGACACAAAGGACGACACCAUGGCAGCGUUGGCAAAGGAGCUGGAGCGAGUACAAGGGAACCCCGAGGCUGCAUUCCGAUCCGCAAUGAUUGUCGAGAAAGACUUUGGCGUCACCUUGUCCCAGGACGUUGAAUACAGACAUAGCUUCGAAGCUCAGGGCCCGCGGAGGAAGGCGAUGGGCAAGGCGAGGAACUACUUGCUCGCUACCGCGCUGAAGCCGGAGCAUAGCUGGGUGUACUGGAGGGAUGUGGACAUCAAGGAUAGCCCGGCGAAGAUUAUUGAGGACUUCAUCGCGCACGAUAGGGAUGUCCUAGUUCCCAAUAUCUGGUUCCACAGGUACAAGGAAAAGGAUGGCAAGAUGGUCGAUAUAGAAGGAAGAUUCGACUACAACUCGUGGCAAGAAUCGCCCGAAGGGCUCAAACUCGGCGCCACGCUCGAUAAAGACGUCGUACUCGCGGAAGGGUACAAGGAAUACAAGACCAACCGUAAAUACAUGGCCAAAAUGGGCGACUGGCGCGACGACAAGGACUUCGAAAUCCCCCUCGACGGCAUCGGCGGUGUCAACAUCAUCGUGAAAGCCGACGUCCAUCGCUCCGGCAUCAAUUUCCCCUGCUAUGCUUUCGAGAACCAAGCUGAGACGGAGGGAUUCGCGAAGAUGGCGAAGAGAGCUGGAUAUGGCGUUUAUGGGCUCCCGAAUUAUGUGGUGUGGCAUAUCGAUACGGAUGAGAAGCCCGGGAAUGCGUAAGCAUUGCAAGAGAGGAAGAGGAGACGUGCAAGCGAGGAGAAAAACUGUAUGACUAUGAUGCAUCUAGAGGGGAGUUUUGACCGGGCGGGUACAUUGAAUGCCUGACC